Messenger RNA from Macadamia integrifolia, 1247 nucleotides. Its product is annotated as light-harvesting complex-like protein 3 isotype 1, chloroplastic. The transcript is spliced from 3 exons. The record is from RefSeq and is a predicted model, not a curated record. NCBI's taxonomy places the organism in Eukaryota, Viridiplantae, Streptophyta, Magnoliopsida, Proteales, Proteaceae. The coding region runs from base 332 to 886 and encodes 184 amino acids.
CGUUAGCUUACAAUAGCAAAGGAGGGAAGCAAGAACAGAAACAGUGAAGAGGAAUACAUCAAUGGCCUCAAUUGCCAUAUCUGUCUCCUUGCCAGAAGUUUGGAAUUCUCAUCAUAUCAUCAAGAAACAAGUGUUUCAAAUGAGGCCUAGAUGCUCUUUUGGAGUUAAGCAGUCAGCCCAUGUGGUCAACAAGGAUGUUGAAUUGAAGCGAGAGGUUGAGAAUACAGAACCUGGAAAAGCUAUCGUUGGAGACAAUGGUCUGAAAGGUGGCCAGAGUGAAUCUGUACAUGGGAUGGAUGCAGUCUUCUGACCCACAAUUUUAUGAUGAAAGAUGGAAAAUGGAACUUGGGAUCUGAAUAUGUUUGUGAAGGAUGGGAGGAUGGACUGGGACAGUGUAAUUACAGCAGAAGCAAGGAGGAGAAAGUUCCUUGAACUGUACCCAGAAGCAGCAACAACCCAAGCUCCAGUGCUCUUCAGGAGCUCCCUCAUUCCUUGGUGGGCAUGGCUCAAGAGAUCCCAUCAUCCGGAGGCUGAGCUGCUUAAUGGCAGAGCAGCAAUGGCAGGAUUCUUCAUGGCAUAUUUGGUAGAUGGUUUAACUGGGCUAGAUGUGGUAGGCCAGACAGGCAAUUUCAUCUGCAAGGCAGGCCUCUUCAUCAGAGUCAUUGGAAUAAUCCUUUUCAGGCAAACUCGAGAUUUUGGCAACUUGCAAAAGCUAGUUGAUGAGGCUACUUUCUAUGAUAAGCAAUGGCAAGCCACAUGGCAGGAUAAAAAAACCCAGCAACAGCAGUUCAGACCAAGAUCAAAAAACCACUUAGAGUCAAUCUUCGAGAUAAGAAAUGACCCAGAAAAGGAGGGAUCCCUCCAGCUUCAGUUUCAAAAUCUGUGACAGUGGGCAAUUGGUAGUCAUAUAUGGUACUGGUUUACAUGAUGAGCUUGACUCUCUCUCUCUGCACCAACCGUACAAACACAAAACAGUGAGUGGCCUGAGAACAGAAAGGAAGAGAUGAACCAAUCGUUAGAUCUGCUGUUGGAUUGAUUUCAUAAUAACAGCUGAUAUUUAGAAUGUAAUCUCCUCAACAUGCAAACCUAAUGAGAUUUAAUAUCAUGUAUUUUUUUGUUCUGAGACAGUUUUCUGUCUAGGAGCGGCCCUGCACCAGACACGGGGCACAAAAUGACCGCCACGCCUCUCCCAGUACACACUUCUGUGUCUAAGCUCAGGGGCCACUCCAGGACAGAAAAUACUACUU